AUGGAUAUGGGCUUAAAAGAGACGGAGAUUCUAUUUGCGUUGAAAUUGGCAUCUGGUGAACCGGUCAUUCGCCAGCGAGCAUUUCGAACACUUUCUAAUUGGAUUCGAAAAGAAUCAGCUAAACAAGAAUUCGGCUAUGAUUCCUUGCUUAAUUUGGCUAAAGGGCUACAUUAUGCAAUGUGGAUGCAAGAUAAGAUGUUAUGGCAGGAGCAACUAGCAGAUGAUAUUGCAUCUUUGUUGAAUGUUUUCGAAAGAGAGACUGAAUCUGUUUUAUUUUUCAAGUGUUUACUAAUUACUCUUUCAAAGGAGUGGACGCGAAUUGAUCGUUGGAGAAUGGAUAAAUUUCUUAUGUUGAUGCGUCGAGUUCUUCGUGCUCUUUUUUUGCGCUUACGUUUAAAAGAUUGGGAACCUGCAGUUACGGAUAUGUAUAUUAAUGCUUUUAAGGAUUGUGUCAUCUCAAAUGAUAAGUCGUUUGUGGAUGGAUUAAAAUUUCAUUUUUUAUCGAUUUAUCUGGAUGAAUUGGAUGGUGCUGGUGGCUUGGAACCGGAUCAGGUUACUUACAUGCUAAAGCCGUUCGUUGAAUUGCUUGCUGAUGGUACAUUGUCAGAGUAUCUUUUUGAUUCAAUUCUGGAAGAAAUAUUUUUAACGAUUUUGCAUCAAUUCGCAGAAGAAUUGGCAGAAAACAGUAGAGCAAAAAAAUCGUCAAAGCAAUGUGAUAAUAUUGGAGGAAUCAAAUUCAACUAUAAAAAAAUAAGCAAUUUGCUAUCAAAGGUUGGAAAAAAAAGUACCUUACGAAGUUCUCGCAGAAGGAAAUUGUUCGACGCAGCUAAACGAUUUAGAGCUGCAGCAUCUGGUGAGAAUCCUUUUGUGAUGGUUACUAAAAAACAGACUCGUUUGAGAACGAAGAUAUCAGACGGUAAAAUACAAAAGGCUGUAACUAGACUUUUAAAAGAUGUAGCUCAACAAAAUUUACUGAAGGAAAAAAGAAAACUGGCAGUAAAAAUGAAGUCAGAGAAGUAA
This is a messenger RNA of Thelazia callipaeda (thelaziosis nematode), 1020 nucleotides long. The record is from the annotation of a GenBank genome assembly. NCBI's taxonomy places the organism in Eukaryota, Metazoa, Nematoda, Chromadorea, Rhabditida, Thelaziidae.